Messenger RNA from Trichoplusia ni (cabbage looper), 4398 nucleotides. RefSeq names its product serine/threonine-protein kinase PAK 3 (gene Pak). The coding region runs from base 286 to 2034 and encodes 582 amino acids. The record is from RefSeq and is a predicted model, not a curated record. NCBI's taxonomy places the organism in Eukaryota, Metazoa, Arthropoda, Insecta, Lepidoptera, Noctuidae. Gene Ontology annotation, biological process: intracellular signal transduction; protein phosphorylation; regulation of MAPK cascade. The transcript is spliced from 13 exons. Gene Ontology annotation, molecular function: protein serine/threonine kinase activity; ATP binding. Gene Ontology annotation, cellular component: cytoplasm.
GAUGAAGCACUUGUCCAAUAAGUUACAUAGUCGAUUUGACUCGAUUUUAAUCAAAUGUCAGGAAGUUGUUGCAGUGUGAAUACCUCUCUAUAUUAUAGUGUAAUGGCGGCCCUAGUCAUCAUUGCUAUCGUUUCAUGUGUGUGAAUGAUUAAAUUAUUAAGUUUAUUAUAAAAAAUAUGUGUUUUUAAGGGUCGUGAAUUAUUGAAAUGUGAUAUAAGCUCGUCUAUUGUUAUUUUGUUAACCUAACAAUUAAAUCAUUUUGUAGAACGGGCAUAAAAAGAAGAAAUGUCGAGUGACGAGGAUAAACCACCUGCGCCGCCGGUCCGCCUCACAAGCAACCGCGUCACGGACCGCGGUGACUCGGUAGCCUCAGUGGAUAUGAGGCCCCUUCCUAAAGAACCUGAUGAUGGUAGUGAUAGAAAAAAGAAAACAUUAAAAGCCAAAAUUAAGGGAUCUAAAAGUACUGCACACAAUGACAACAAACCUAAUAUUAGCUACCCUACAAAUUUUGAACAUACAGUUCAUGUUGGAUUUGAUGCAGUUACAGGAGAAUUUACUGGCAUGCCAGAAGCUUGGGCCCGGUUGCUUAUGGCCGCGAACAUCAGCAAACAAGAACAGAAGAACAACCCUCAGGCUGUGUUAGAUGUGCUUAAAUGGUACGACGCGUCGGCCACACAGCCACCGCCUUCCAAAUACAUGACGUCAGCACAGAUGCACACAACACAUUCUGGAUCUUCGGUAUCCCGAGUGUCGUCUAGCAGCCCGUCGUCGUCGACGCCUACUGACACAGAACACCCGGAGCCGCCACCGCCGCCGCCCUCCCGACCCGACCGCACCAAGAGCAUUUAUACGAAACCUAUCGAAGAAGAGGAGGCUCCCCCGCCGCGGCCCGCACCCGCUCCAGCGUCACCCCCGCACGUCCCACACCCUGCGCUCACCACUCACUCGAUCUGCAGUCGAGCGGAGGUGGGCAGCGGCGCGGCGCUGGACCGCAACAAGAACCCGGCGAGCGCGUCGCCCGCGCCGCACGCGCCGCUCGCGCCGCACACGCCGCCGCCGCACGCGCCGCCGCCCGCCAACGGCGCCGCCAACACCACCGACACGCCACGAGCGACUGGCCAGCAACAAAGAAAAAAGAAAAUGACAGAUGAAGAAAUAUUAGAAAAAUUAAGAACAAUUGUUAGUGUUGGUGAUCCCAAUAGAAAAUAUACCAAAAUGGAAAAAAUUGGUCAAGGCGCUUCAGGGACAGUUUAUACUGCUAUUGAAACCUCAACGGGAAUGGAAGUUGCGAUCAAACAAAUGAACUUAAGCCAACAACCUAAGAAAGAACUGAUUAUCAAUGAAAUCCUCGUGAUGCGGGAGAACAAGCAUAACAAUGUUGUCAACUAUCUUGACAGUUAUCUAGUUAAUGAGGAAUUAUGGGUAGUUAUGGAAUACUUAGCGGGCGGUUCCCUAACUGACGUAGUAACGGAGACGUGUAUGGACGAGGGGCAGAUCGCGGCGGUGUGUCGUGAGGUCCUGCAGGCUCUGCACUUCCUGCACACUAACCACGUCAUACAUCGAGACAUCAAGUCUGAUAACAUACUACUUGGCCUAGAUGGACAAGUCAAAUUAACUGACUUUGGUUUCUGUGCUCAAAUAUCGCCGGAACAAAAUAAACGAACCACUAUGGUUGGUACGCCGUACUGGAUGGCGCCGGAGGUGGUCACGCGGAAGCAGUACGGCCCUAAGGUCGAUGUAUGGUCGUUGGGUAUUAUGGCGAUUGAAAUGAUAGAAGGCGAGCCGCCGUACCUGAACGAGAACCCGCUCCGUGCACUCUACCUAAUAGCUACAAACGGCAAGCCCGACAUCAAGGACAAGGAGAAGCUCAGCACCGUCUUCCAAGACUUCCUUGAUCAGUGCCUCGAGGUCGACGUGGAAAGGCGCGCGACCGCCUUAGAUUUAUUAAAGCACCCCUUCCUGAAGAUGGCGCGGCCGCUUGCGUCGCUGACGCCUCUGAUCAUGGCGGCGAAGGAAGCGGCCAAGGGCCAUUAGCGGCGGCCGGCGGCGCCCCGCUAGCGCCGGCCGCGCCAAGUGCCUACCGUGUGGACUACAAGGACGGAUACCUAAUUAGAGAGCAAUACCUAUUUUAAAUGUAAAACUGCUGCCGAGUGAAUAUAAUAGAGGUAAUAUUUUUACAAGAGAACAGAUCGAUAGUAAAGUGCAGUCCACUAACUUUAAAUCGUCGUAGUGUUGUGUAGUAGCGAUAUUUGUUCUUUUAGCGAGGUGAUCUCUUAUUGACGUGUUUCUUUUAACUGUCGUACGGUAAGAUUCGAAUAGUGUAGAUAGAAAUUAGAAGUUUAGGUACGAUUUUUUCAAAUAUUACGAAAUAUUAUAGCUGCAAACGAAGACUGGCAGAUGUUUAGGCGACCUUGUAAAGUAUAAAUAUUAGAGUACUGUAGAGGCGUUAUGUUAGUACUGGUUCAGCUUGUUCACUGUGAUGGUAGUCGAGAGCAGUUAGUCGGAAACACUUCAAUAUGAGGCGAGCGCUCGCGCGACGGGACGGCAGCCGCGAGGGCGGCGCACAUAGGUAUGGAAGAUGACGUGUGAUUGGAACUUUAUCAUUUUUAUUAUGUGUAUUCCUAUUAAGAAAUACUUUUAAUUUUACAGUUGUUAGAACACGGAUUGGUACAUAGCAUUAUUUUGUAAUCUGAGUGUGAUUCAUAUAAUUUAUAUUAAAACAAAUUGUAUUAAAUUUGUCGUAUCUCAGAUAGCUUUUGCUGCUUAUUUGCUUUCGAUAGUUACUAGUUAGCGUUAGUUUUAUGUAUAAUAAUUGUUAAUUUAUUUAAAUCGCUUAUGGCUUCUAAUUACGUUUUUGAGAUUAUUAUUAUAUUAUUGGAAACAGUUUAUUCAAUAUUCUUCAAAAUUUAUUACAUAAUUAAUACUUUUACUUUUUACAUAAUGGUAUAUUGUUGAAGAAGUACGCCAAAAAUAUUCUCAUACGACAUUUGACGCGUGACGUAAUAAUUAUUUAACAUUGUCAUUUCGAAGAGCAUUUUAUUGUUAGUCAUGAGGUGAAGCAUUUAUAGUAUUAAGUUUAUAAAGUCUAUCAGCUGAUUUAUAUUAGCAAAGAGUAAAUUAUAUCGGUGAUCGUCUCCUUUAUGGCACAAACACUAAGUAUUUACUAGACAAGGAAUAUAUAAUUAUAUGUGUGCAGAACAAUAGAUUUAAUGAAAAUAGAAUUAGAUGACCCAUAAACAAUAGAGUUACGUCAUAUGCAUUACUGUUACGACAAUAGUAGGAGCUAUAGGAUUCCGUAAUAUCCAUGUAUCUGUAUUAAAUCAUUAAAGUAUUUUAUUUACAUUUAUUAUUAAGUCGUGCAAGAUGUCUCUCUGCUUUUAUUGUUUAGGUUGUGCCGAAAGACGCUGUUAAAAUUUGUUUUACUUUGAUAUGUAUUCACUAUUUUAAGUGUGUGGAAGUAGCGUGAAUGUACGAGUGACGUGUAUGAAAUGCAUAUGUGAUGUUAUAUGAGACGUAGGCUGCGGCCUGCGGAGGCGCGCCUGAUGUAAGUUGUACAGACACAAAUGAUAGAAACGAGUAGAACUUCUACUCAUUGACAAUAUGAACGUGACCAAUUUACGCUAUGUAGAAUCUUUGCAGUCCAGGUUGGUGCACCAUGAAUUAACAAUUAUUUGACUCUAAGAUUAAAAACAACACAUAAGUGAUACGUAUUAAUGAUUGAGAAUACUCUGUUUAGUAAUCAGUUUCCGUUGUUCCGAGGUCCAUUUGUAUUUAUAAUGAUGAGAUUGUCGCUUUAAGUUCACCGCAUACGUAAUAUUGUUAUGGAACCAUUUGUAUGCAUUAAUUCGUAUAAAUUUUUUGUCAUACCGUGACCGCUAUUUUGCACAAUAGUCUCAUAACAUCUUUUAGAUAGUAUUCAAGUUUGAUAAGUAUAUCUGUCACUAUUGUACGGCCUAAAUAAAUUUUAUACAUUUGUUAUGAUCAUUAAAAGUCGACUUCUUUUAAGUUAAUAACAUGUCCGCCGCACCAACCACACCAAAUUGUGCAAUAAUGUAGAAAUGUAAAAAUUGAAGCCAAAACUUCAAGAGAGCUUGAACAAAGUUAUUCAGUAUCUAUAUUACUAAAAUAUUGUAAGAAAUGUAUUAACUACAUAUGUGAUCAUGAAGAUGAAUUUGAGUAUGCAUAGAAUGUUAUGUUGAGAAAGUUACUGUAAUUAUGUACGUAGUAUAAGUUAAAAAUGUAUUAAUUAUUGUAAUAGGUAACUGGACAAGACAUUUAUGCGGUUACAACAUUUUUCAUGUUUUUUGACAGUUGUAAAACACCAGUGCCAUGUAUGAGCAACUUGUGCAUAUAAAUUACCUACUACCAUACUAUAAUAAAAGACUCACCAUGAUUAAA